CAAACCUCUCCAGUCCAGCGCAACCCGCCUCCAGCCUCGCCAAACCCUCCCAUCUGAAACCAAAUAUGCGCACCCCUCAUGAUAAAAUUCAAGAGAGAUCAGUUAUGAGGAGGGAGACCGUGAGUCCGGCAUCAUCUGGAUUUAUCACGUACCAGCUUUUGGAACAUAAAGACAUUGUUCAGCAACACCUCAUGAUUGACUGCAUUUCCCUGUGAACCGCGUAACCCAGCUUAAUGCGCGAAUUUUAAACUUUGCGCUUGGAGGACCCGUGGCAUCUCCAAGUUUUACGCAAUGAAUUUCUAAUCACUGGCGUGGGUUUACCAUUGUGGAACUGACUGAGGAGUAAAGCGUUAUUUUCAUCUUGUAUAUAUAUUUUCAGUUUUGCUAUAAUCCCAGUGUGCACCUUCAUUCGGGUGUUCAGCUGCCGUGGUAUAUGUAUUUUUAACGUCAAACAAACAAUAUUUGUGACACACAGAAGAAUGAUUCUCCGAAGAUGUUUCCGAUUGUUGGCCCUUUUGCUUCUGUUCACCUCUGUUAAAUCUCAAGAUGCACAAUUGGAAGAUGAGACCAUAUUUGACUUAUUUGAAUCCAGUGGGAUCACACGCAAGACCAUCGGAGUGAAGCUUUUUAAGGGUCUGGACAGCGAUGCUCCAGCAUAUCGCUUCAUCCGUUUUGACCAGCUGCCCUCUGUCAGCUCCACAGCGCUACAACAACUUCUUCUGCAAAUACAAAACAAUGAAGGCUUCAUUCUGACAGCCACAUUGCGCCAGGACCGUACAUCUCGUGGCACCAUUCUUGCACUGGAAGGCCCAGGAGAGCGCAGGCAGCUUGAGAUUGUUUCAGAUGGCAGAACCAACACUCUAGAUUUGGUGUAUUGGUGGGCCGAUGGCUCUCGCAACGUGAUUUCGUUUGAGGAAGUAGACCUCUCGGAUUCACAAUGGAAAAAUAUAACACUCUAUGUGCACGGGGAGACAGCAACUUUGUACAUUGGUUGUGGACUCAUUGAUAGCUUCAUUCUUGAUGAACCUUUCUAUGAACACCUUAGUGCAACUGGCGCCAGUAUGUUCGUGGCCAAAGGGUCCACAAGAGAAAGCCAUUUUAGGGGCUUGCUGCAGAAUGUACGUUUUAUCUUUGACACCCAGCUUGAGGACAUUCUGGAGAGCAGGGGAUGUGAUCUUGGAAACCCAGUGGAGGCGAAUAAAGUCAGUGAGAGCGCAGAGUUUGUGGAGGUUCCUUCUUCAAUCGCCACCAAUGUAAUUGGACAGAAUACAGACGUUCCAGCAACCAGCUCAUCAGAACUGAUGUGUGAACGCUCUUGUGAAGAACUGGCCAACCUUUUCCAGGAGCUCAAGGGUCUCAGAGUUGUCGUCAGCAACCUCAUAGAUGGCCUGCAGAAAGUGACAGAAGAAAACACGGCAAUGAAGGAGGCGCUAAACAAGAUGCAAAGUCUUUCAGAGCAGAGUAUGUGUUGGCAAGAUGGUCGUAUGUUUGAGGACAAGGAGGACUGGAUUGUGGAUAGCUGUACUAAAUGUACCUGCCAAGAAGGAAAAGUUGUUUGUCGACAGAUCACUUGUCCUCCAGUGGCAUGUGCCAAUCCAUCCUUCAUCGAUGGCGAAUGCUGUCCAGUUUGUCUUCCAAUGGACAGUGAGGACGGCUGGUCUCCUUGGUCAGAAUGGACUCAAUGCACAGUCACAUGUGGAAGUGGGACUCAACAAAGGGGGCGCUCUUGUGACGACACAAGCAACACAUGUUCUGGCCCAUCGAUUCAGACACGCAAGUGCAGUUUGGGAAAGUGUGACCGCAGAGUUCGUCAGGAUGGUGGCUGGAGCUUGUGGUCUCCCUGGUCAUCCUGCUCAGUAACAUGUGGGGAAGGACUGAUCACACGUAUCCGUCACUGCAAUGCUCCUGUUCCACAAAGAGGUGGCAAAGACUGUGAAGGUGAAGGACGAGAGACACAGAGCUGCCACACAGAUCCCUGUCCCAUUGAUGGUGGCUGGGGCCCAUGGUCUCCGUGGGCAGCAUGUUCAGCUACAUGUGGAGGGGGCCUGAAGAGUCGUGUCAGAGAGUGUAACAGCCCUGAACCGCAGCAUGGAGGAAGGAAGUGUCUUGGAGACUCCAUUGAAAAUGAAGUAUGCAACCGACUGGAGUGUCCUAUUGAUGGCUGCCUUUCCAACCCAUGCUUCUCUGGAGUCGAGUGUAACACAGCUUCUGAUGGAUCCUGGGAAUGUGGACCCUGCCCAAAUGGUUAUCGGGGCAAUGGAACUUCCUGUGAAGAUGUCAACGAGUGUAAUAUGGUGUCAGAUCUAUGUCAUAAAGUGGGUGGCCUACAGCAGUGUGUGAACACAGACCCCGGAUUCCACUGUCUCCCCUGCCCCCCUCGCUACAAAGGGACUCAGCCCUACGGCAUGGGAGUGGAGUCAGCUAAAACCAACAAACAGGUUUGUGAACCCUACAACCCCUGCAAAGACAACAGCCACAGCUGUCACAAGUUUGCUGAAUGCAUCUUCCUCAGUCACUUCACUGACCCCAUGUACAAGUGUGAGUGCCGGAUUGGUUAUGCUGGAGACGGCAUCAUCUGUGGUGAGGAUUUUGAUCUGGAUGGAUGGCCCAACCAGGAUCUUGUGUGUGGAGCAAAUGCCACCUAUCAUUGCAAAAAGGACAACUGCCCGACUUUACCCAACUCAGGCCAGGAGGACUUUGACAAUGAUGGACAAGGAGAUGCUUGUGAUAAAGACGAUGAUAACGAUGAAAUUGUGGAUGAAAGGGACAACUGUCCCUUGAUGUACAACCCCAGACAAUAUGACUAUGAUAAGGAUGAUGUUGGAGACCGCUGUGAUAACUGCCCGUAUGAACACAACCCCGCUCAGACAGACACAGACAACAAUGGAGAAGGAGACGCCUGCUCUGUUGAUAUGGAUGGAGAUGAAAUUCUGAAUGAGCGAGACAACUGCCCUCUCAUUUAUAACACUGACCAGAAAGACACAGAUUUAGAUGGCGUUGGAGACCAGUGUGACAACUGCCCAUUAGUCCACAACCCACAACAGACGGAUUCAGAUAACGAUCUAGUAGGAGACCAGUGUGAUAACAAUCAGGACAUAGAUGAAGAUGGACAUCAAAAUAACAUGGAUAACUGCCCAUACAUACCCAACGCUAACCAAGCUGACCACGACGGAGAUGGGAAAGGAGAUGCUUGUGAUUUUGAUGAUGAUAAUGACGGCAUUCCUGAUGACCGAGAUAACUGCAGACUAGUUCCAAACAAAGACCAAGAGGACUCUGAUGGUGAUGGUCGAGGUGAGGCCUGCGAGAAUGAUUUCGACAAUGACAAUGUGCCAGAUAUCUUUGACGCCUGUCCAGAAAACAGCGGCAUCAGUGUCACAGACUUCCGGAAGUUUCAGAUGGUUCACCUCGACCCCAAAGGAACCACGCAGAUCGAUCCCAACUGGGUGGUCCGAAACCAGGGCAAAGAGCUUGUGCAGACGGCCAACUCCGACCCUGGCAUUGCAGUGGGAUUUGAUGAGUUCAGUGCCGUGGAUUUCAGCGGGACCUUCUACGUGAACACAGACAGGGAUGAUGACUAUGCUGGUUUUGUGUUUGGAUACCAGUCUAGCCGGCGUUUUUAUGUAGUCAUGUGGAAACAGAUCACACAGACGUACUGGGAAGAAAAGCCGUCGAAGGCGUUUGGCAUUUCUGGCGUUUCUCUGAAGGUGGUCAACUCCACCACAGGCACGGGGGAAAUUCUACGCAAUGCUUUAUGGCACACAGGCAACACUAAGCAUCAGGUGCGCACUCUAUGGCAUGACCCGAAGAAUAUUGGCUGGAAAGACUUCACUGCGUACCGCUGGCAUCUUAUCCACAGACCCAAGACUGGCUUCAUAAGAGUUGUUGUGUAUGAAGGCAAGCAGAUCAUGGCAGACUCAGGUCCUGUUUAUGACAAGACGUUUGCAGGUGGACGACUCGGGUUAUUUGUUUUCUCCCAGGAGGCCGUUUUCUUCUCUGACCUCAAAUAUGAAUGCAGAGAUAACUGAGUGUAAAUGGGGAACAAAGUCUCCUGUCAAAGACUUUUUUGAUCAAAGCAGAACUGAAUCAAUGUAGAGCCUCAGAAAAAGAAGAUAAAAAGACUUUCUACAAUACGGGGAAAUUCGAAUCGACAGAAAAGAAGUGAAUUUACCUUCAGCUGGACAUAUAUAAAGAGAAACAAAUGUUUGGUCAGCAUUGCUUUAGAUUCACAGUUAAUAUUUGCACAAAUAAUCUUUGUAAUGCCACAAUAGCUAUGUUUCCAUCCAAAGAUGCAAAUUUAAUUUUCAUACAAAACUGAAAUAUUGCAUGUAACAUUUGCGAAUAAAUCAAAAUUGUCACUUCCUGAUAAUCUAGUACCAAUAAUCAGAAAGAAAAUUGGAAAUUGCUGCAUUCAACACAGGCUCAUUGGAAGUAUGUGUUCAGGGCUUUAUUUUUGAGAACCGGUAAAUAUGUGCCCGCAGGUACAUAAUGGCUAAAAAAAACAAAUGCCAUGGUGUAGUACCUCUGACUGCUCAGUAUGGAUGGCUUUUUCAGUGUGACUGGUUGGCUCGGUAGCUCACCGCAAAUGGCAUCAGAUUUGGAACAAGAACUGGACUGGACUAGACUGGGGUAUGAGUCCAGCAAAGGACGGUUCCAGUAACCAGGUAAAAUGAAACCAAAAAAGCAGUGUAAAAUUCUGGUAAAAGUAUGUGGCCGUAGCUUUUCUACUGUUCUAGUUUGUUUUUGAAAACACUGUCAGUUGGAGGAAGGGGUGGGUCGUUGCGUCAGUCGAUAUCAAGCUGAUUUUAUUUAUUUAUGUUAUUUGGCAGGGACAGUGUACAUUAAUUAGCAUUGAUGGAAAUGCACCAGAAUUAUGCCGCAGUCACACUAGAGUUUGAGCUUGCGAAAUUCUGUCGUAAAAAGGGGAUUAAACAAGAUGAUUUGACAUUUUAAAAAAUAUAUUUCUGUCCAGAGAGGUCAUGUUUUGAUCCUCAAUUGGUCUUACGCAGCUAACUGAUGUGAUUUUGCAGGUCAGAGUUCACCAAGCUUUAACUUUGCAACGCAGUGAACUGCGAAACUUGUUGCACAAGCUAGCAUUUCCAGUCUGAUGCAUUCGCGUGCAUAUGAAUGGAAGUCUAUGGGGAGAAAAGUGCAGUGUGACCGCAGCUUCAGCCAAAAGGCUAUUUUUCAUUAAUUGUCCCUGGACAGAUGUUAAAAUUUUCGCCCUAAAAGCAAUACAAAAUUAUAAAAUGAAUUAAGCAUAACUAAAAAGCACUAAAAUUGACAUAAUUUAAUAGAUCCUAAUACAUUUUAUGUAUAUAAACAAAAUAAACUAAAACACCAAUGAAUUAUACACAAAAACCCGACCAGCUACUUUCUCAUACGCACACGAGAAGAAUGUUGAGAUUGUCAGAAAUGCACGCAGUCUAUAGGGGAAAUUUAUGAAAAAAUGGCAUGUAUAAGAAAACGUGCCCCUGUAAUGUAUUUUAGAUUGUCAAGAAUGUUCACAGCAACCUCUGGUGGAUUUGUGAAAAACAAAAAAUGCAAGCACAUGUAGCCCAGGGUACAUAUUUAUUGGUUGUCAAAAAUGUAGCCCUGGGCAUAUAUCUCCAGUGAGCCUGGGUUGGUUGUGUUAGGAGAAAAAAUCUGGGCUUUUUUUCUUAUUUUAUAAUUUUCUCAGAAGAUGAAGAAGAAGCACAAUAAAUGCGUGGUGGUCCUGGGAGCUAAUAAUGCCAAACCACUUUGAUGGCAGACUUUAGACUUUUUGGAAUUUUAGAAGUAACAAAACAACAUUUCAGAUAUUUUACAAUGUGGUUGUUCCACUGGUUUGUCCCCCAUGCCCAAUUUUAUCAUCACAUGAUCUGUUAAAAGAUCAUGUCAUGAUCAUAAUCUGUCCGACAGCUAGCUCUCUACAACUCUUUCAUGGUUGCCCACUUAAGCCAAGCAGGGCUGCGCCCGGUCAGUACCUGGAUGGGAUACCCAACACAAUCUCACGGCAAUUCGUAACUUUUUCAUUUAGUGGCUAAUUC
Danio rerio (zebrafish) is the source of this 6026-nucleotide messenger RNA. Lineage: Eukaryota; Metazoa; Chordata; Actinopteri; Cypriniformes; Danionidae. The record is from RefSeq and is a predicted model, not a curated record.